UAGAAAUAUAGGAAGGAAGUAGCAAUAACUCCAGAUAUUAUUGCAAUAAUUGAGAUCAGGAAAAAAUCAACUUUAACAUAUGAUUUUCUGUGGACACUAUUUAUACGUUUUAAAUUUCCCAGGCCUGCAGUUCCGUCUCCUCCCGUUAGGGGGCAGCACAGCCGACAACAACCCCCGUCUCCACCGGAGGAAGCAAAUCGAAACUCCUCAAUGAGUUCACCUUCAGAUAAACAGUUAGUCCCCGUUUCUUUCCACGCAGGCUCUUCUUUUUUUUUUUUUUUUUUUUUUCUUUUCUUUGGAAGUAGUUUUGGCGUCUUGCUGCCAUGAACGGAUCUCUGCACUCCUCUCCCGGUGUCGUGGACAUAAAGCUGAAGCGAGGACCUGCGGGCUUGGGGUUCAACAUAGUCGGCGGCGUGGACCAGCAGUUUGUUGUGAAUGACAACGGCAUUUAUGUGUCCAAAAUAAAAGAAGAUGGAGCAGCAGCGUUGGACGGACGACUCCAGGAGGGGGACAAGAUCCUGGCGAUAAACGGCGUCGUGCUGGAGGACCUGACACACCGAGCCGUGGUGGAGCUGUUCAGGACGGCGGGGGAGGACGUGGAGCUCCGCCUUCUGAAGAAGUUGCCUCGACACAUGAACGGACCCUCGGGUUCUCAGCCCGAGCCCUCGUCCGCCGGCUCCCUGUGGGCGGCGCUGGCCUUGUUGGGAGCAGCCACGGCUCUCGCCUUCAUCUACGUCAAGAACAGGAGGCAGUUUUAAGAAAACGGGGCCGACGGCGUCUGUACCACAUUUACUUUUAAGUUCACGAAAACUUUCGCUAAACGCCGAAGAAGUGAAAAAACGGAUGGAACAAAGUCUAAACUGUAGACAAGUAUUUUGUUGAUUAGCAGGUGGUAGUGGUUAAUGACCUUCUGAUGGGGACGUGAAGGACGGGAACAUUCCUGCUGAUUGGGGGGGGGGGAGGGGGCGGAGCUUAGAGGGAAACAAACACACACACAUGUUAUAAACACACACACCUGUUAAUGUUUGGGUUGAGUCAGGCUACACUUUUCGUCUACAAACUAAAAGACAGCGUUGUGUUCGGUCUCCCUCUCUGUGCCCCCCCCCCCUCCCUGACUGAAUGGCAGGUCUGUCUGAGGGGGGUGCGUUCAAAACCCAAAAUGUGUUGUUUGAUUUUCAUUUUGCACCGUUGCACAGACUCGUGGGAGGAGGCUUUUAAACGUGAUAAAAUGUCUCGCGAUGGACUUUCUGAGUGCCUUUUUUUUUCUGUCUUGUUGGGAUCUCGUUGCUCCUUAAGAGUCUCAAAAUGAAAAUCAAACCACUGCGUCUGUAAAACUCUAUUCCAAGAAAUCCUUUAAAAAAAAAAAAAAAAAAGAAAAGAAAAAAAAAGACCAAAACCAACUUUCAGACACACAAAAAACAUCGCAAAUCCGCGUUGAGAGAACUGCUCACUAGUUUUUACUAACUUUCGUCGGGGACUAUUUUUAGCGGCGGAUUAAUCCACAUCCACGGCUCUAGUGAUUGUUUCUGGCAGCAGCUCGGUCUGUGUGUGUUUGUGUGUGUUUGUGGGAUUAAGGCGACGCUGAUGUGUUUUUAAUAGUUGUUGGACGACAGUGGACGAAUGAAUCAGUUGGUUUUGGUCUUUUUUUUUUUUUUUUUAUUUUAAAUGGCAUUUAACACUAAACCAAACUACACAUAGAUCAUGACCGGACUCAUUGUUGAAGGGAAGAUGCACUCGUUGGAAGCGUCACCAGGUGGUUUAACCUUUAGAGAGUUUGUUAUGAAGCGUCACUCAGGGUGAAUCGUAGAAUAAAAGGCAUAAUUCGUAGUCGCAGCUAAAGACUAAAACAUUCCUGAUUUUGCGUUGAGGUCCGUCCUCGUACUCGUGACAUGAACGUCUGUUCCUUUCCAUUUUUGCACUAACCACAACCACGGGACCCCUCCAGUAACGGCCGUAGAGCGGGGGCAUGAGUGAACUGUGCAUGCUGGGUGUUUGUGCUUUGUUUUUUUUGUUUUUGUUUUUUUGUUUUUUUUUUUUAGUCCACAUCUGUCUCGAGAGCGUGCGUCUCUGACUGGUUGUGUUUUCGUCGUCUGUAAAUACAUUUCAUGUCGCUCUGCUGAGUGGGUUUGUGAAUAUGUGCAGUUUGCCAGAGAAAUAGACCAGAUGAACUGAAUAUAAAUUAUGCAACAAAUAACGUGUUGGACUUCAAGGAAACUAUUAAAUAUCACGUUCAACUCA
This is a messenger RNA of Mugil cephalus (flathead mullet), 2238 nucleotides long. RefSeq names its product synaptojanin 2 binding protein (gene synj2bp). The record is from RefSeq and is a predicted model, not a curated record. The transcript is spliced from 4 exons. Gene Ontology annotation, molecular function: protein binding. The coding region runs from base 324 to 758 and encodes 144 amino acids. NCBI's taxonomy places the organism in Eukaryota, Metazoa, Chordata, Actinopteri, Mugiliformes, Mugilidae.